Molecule: messenger RNA, 1855 nt
Organism: Malania oleifera
Lineage: Eukaryota; Viridiplantae; Streptophyta; Magnoliopsida; Santalales; Ximeniaceae
Exons: 14
Coding region: 102-1721 (539 amino acids)
Biological process (GO): RNA processing
Molecular function (GO): RNA binding; nucleotidyltransferase activity
Source: RefSeq, a predicted model, not a curated record
GUAUCUAGGCCAGUAAGUCUCAUUCAAAAGCCCAAAUCAUGCUGGGAGUUUUGCCCUUGAUCCUCAUCAUCAUGGCGUGGUGAGUUUCUUCUGCGUCUCCCAUGGCGAUUACGGGUCUCGGUUUCGCUUGCAGACCUCACCUCCCUCCCCGUUCUCCUCUUUUCUUCUGCGCUCGCAAGGUUCGGUUCGGUUCUGUUGCGGCCGUCGAGUCGCUCGACGAGACAGAGGCUCUUAACUCAGACGGCAAUCACGAUUUUAUUACUUCUCAUGGAAGAGUUGGCGGCGAUCGUGAGAUGCCGGAAUGGAAGAAGCUGAGCUCCAAAGAUCUCGGGAUCACUGCUUCGAUGAUUGCGAGGCCUACGAGAGUGGUUCUUAAUGGCCUCAGGAGAAAAGGAUAUGACGUUUAUCUUGUGGGAGGUUGUGUGCGGGAUUUUAUUUUGAAGCGUACUCCAAAAGACUUUGACAUAAUAACUUCAGCUGAACUUAGACAGGUGAUGAGAACAUUUUCACAUUGUGAAAUUGUUGGAAAACGGUUUCCCAUUUGCCACGUGCACAUUGAUGAUGCUAUUGUGGAGGUGUCUAGUUUUAGCACUCGUGGGAAAAAGUUCAAUAGGGACUUGGAUUAUGACUUUGGAAUGCGCAGUUGUUGCGAUGAGAAGGAUUAUAUUCGUUGGAAGAAUUGUUUGCAGCGGGACUUCACUAUUAAUGGGUUGAUGUUUGAUCCAUAUGCAAACUUGGUGUAUGAUUACAUGGGAGGAAUGGAAGAUAUUAGAAAAGCUAAAGUGCGGACUGUGAUUCCUGCAACUACUUCUUUUCAGGAGGAUUGCGCUCGCAUUCUUCGUGCUGUUAGAGUUGGUGCCCGUUUGGGCUUUCGUUUUACGAGGGAAACAGCUCAUUCUGUUAAAAAUUUAUCUUGCACGGUAUUAAGACUUGAUAAGGGAAGACUCCUCAUGGAAAUGAACUAUUUGCUAGCAUUUGGUUCUGCUGAGGCUUCUCUGAGGUUAUUAUGGAAAUUUGGGCUUCUAGAGAUACUUCUACCCAUUCAGGCAGCAUAUUUUGUUUGCCAUGGUUUUCGGAGACGUGACAAGAGAACUAACUUGCUUUUGUCUCUGUUUGCUAACAUGGAUAAGCUUCUGUCUCCUGAUCGCCCAUGCCAUAGUAGCUUAUGGGUUGGAAUUUUAGCAUUUCAUAAAGCACUGCUGGACCGACCUAGAAUUCCUUUGGUGGUAGCCGCAUUUUGCCUUGCUGUUUACAAUGGAGGAGAUAUGAUGGAAGCUGUUGACAUAGCCAAGAGGAUCUCCAAGGCCCACGAUGUUCGCUUUCAUGAAUUAUUAGAACCUGAGAAUCUGGAUUCUGAGGAACUAACCAAUGAAGUUCUGGAUCUUGCAGUAUCAGUUAAAGGAGCUCUAUAUAAGAUGACCGAUGAGUAUUAUGUGUCUCAGGCAAUGUCCGAGUACCCGCAAGCACCACGCUCGGACUUGGUGUUUAUACCAUCGGGAUUGUAUUUGAAGGUAUGCAGGAUGUUUGAUUGCAUAAGGCAUGGCAAGGAGAGGGGAUUUGAUCUUAAGCGAGGCAAUAAAAUAGAUUACGAGCUGUUAGCUUUGGGAAGCCUGCAGGAAGUGAGGUAUAUAUUUGCUAGGAUUGUGUUCGACACAGUGUACCCUCUAAACCUAACCUUAAACCAAAACCAAAAUCUAAACCAAGAUCAGGAUUCCGUAUAAAAAUGGUGCCAUUUUACAGAAAGCAAAAAAUAAGAUACCAAGGUAGAGCUCUAUUGUGUCAGUUUAUUAGCCCCUCAGAAUUGGAUAUGUAUACUAGUUUAUUUGUUUAUUUAUUUAAGAGAGACUACUAGAAA